Molecule: messenger RNA, 327 nt
Organism: Aspergillus eucalypticola CBS 122712
Lineage: Eukaryota; Fungi; Ascomycota; Eurotiomycetes; Eurotiales; Aspergillaceae
Exons: 2
Coding region: 1-327 (108 amino acids)
Source: RefSeq, a predicted model, not a curated record
AUGUCCACACAACAAAGUAGUCAACCGAGAGCCAUCCAGACCCCAUCCCUUGCUCGGGACUCUCAUGGCAAUGAUGCAGAAGGAGACCGCAGAUCGAUCUCGGAGGAGUCCGAUCUGUCGCAUUACCUCCACUACGAAGACAACGAUGGCUUUUUCCCUCCAGCCUGGCUAGGGAAGGCACCGCCUACUCAACAUGAUGUUACGAAGCAUCAUGUCCGACGAAUCCGUUCUUCCUUUUUGGGUCUUAGUCGCCACAGGGAAGGCAGGAACAGAUACUCACAUGGCACAGUUGCUAUAUCAAGGGGCGAUUACAGGGGCGCUUGUUAG